Molecule: messenger RNA, 384 nt
Organism: Hydatigera taeniaeformis
Lineage: Eukaryota; Metazoa; Platyhelminthes; Cestoda; Cyclophyllidea; Taeniidae
Source: the annotation of a GenBank genome assembly
AUGACAGCAGCUAGUCAAUCAUACUCACUCAGAGCCCAAAAUCGUCAGUGGCGUAUUGAGAUUCCCGAAUUCAACAAUCGCGAAGACGAACUGAAAUCACAGUACUUUCAAUUCGGCUACUAUGUACCCCUGGAGCGACGGUGGCAGAGCUACCAGCGACAUCGCUCCCUUCCACCAUGUACACUUCGCGACGCCAUCGAUAUCCAGCGCGAAAACGAUUAUAUCCAACUCAAACACAGUCAAGACAAGUGCAAGAGUAUGCACUCGAUUCUUUCAAUCGUCGUGAGUGCCGACCACCGAUUCCCGACUGUUGCAGAUCAAAUCCUUCUUUCUGUAAUGGAAUACUGCCCUAACUACAAAUAUAACUUACUUUGUGCUCUUUAA